AGGCGAGCGCGCUAUAAGUGCCUGUUACCAGUGCAACUACACACUACAAUGCACCUUAUAUUCCUCGCGGCGGUAGCUGCUGUGACCACUGCAAUGCCAUCGUACAUCGCGGUGCCAGCCGACCAGAUCGCCUUCAUCGAUCUAACGCAAAUGCGCGCGCGCAGGGUACCACGACAAACGCUGUCGCCGCCACCGCCACCACCACUACCAAACCUAUACGAACAGGACUACCAACCUAUACCGCUGCAGCAGUUGCAACCGCUUCAACAAUUACAACCGUUACAGCAUUAUCAGCAACAAGGACUAGCCUUAGCGUCACCACCUGAAACAGAGCCAGCUAGACUGCUUCGAGUACAACAGCAGCCUCAGGACAUCGCUGGGGCAGCCACCAUGGGAGCUGAUACACACCUUGCUGAGAGGCCUCCCGACUUCGGAGAGUACGUUGAUUUUGGUGCCCACACCGGGGACCAAGGUGCGUUUGGAUGGUACGCCGACUACCCCAUUAAUAACCAUGAUGAUCAUUCUGGUUACAGAAAGUAAUGAGCCAAACUUAGCCAAUAUAUAGAUAGAUCUAAUACUAGAAAUGCACAUGACUAAAGCACUUGAUUAUAGAACAAAGUUAAGGAUUUGGAGGUAGAUAUUCCAAAUAUUACCAAAGACAGUAUUAUUUGAAAGUGAUUUUAUACCUAAUUUAGGUGUCGAGCAGAAUUACCGCACAUUUGUUCAAAACGGUUAAUUCCGCACACAUUUCACUGAAUAAAAGUUCCUCGUUAGUUAUAAGUUUCAAAAGAACACUGUGAUACGCACCAUGGUAGUAAAGUACUGAUUCCAUACAUUUCGCUACUCAACUGCUUGCCACACUAUUAUAUUCGUCAUUACAAUGUUUGUAAAAUCCUUCCUACACCUUUGCUUUUUAUUACUUAAUCAGUUUCUGUCACCUAACUAUGCUUUAGGACUAUUGUUACUUUCUCGCUUUUCUUCCUUCUGCUUCAUUCUAGCUUUUACGUAUAAUUCUUUAUAAUUUCUUCAUCUUUGACAAAUAUUGUGUUAACAACUCUACCAUGUAUAAUUUAUUGUUGUUUUUAAAUAUAAAUAUGACUGUUAUCUUCACCUUCGUUUCAUUUCAUAACUUCAUUGCUAUCACUAUGGCUUAUUUAACUAACAAUACCUGUUACUUUCACUCACUUCUCACCUUCCAAUACUUACAUCUUGUUUUAUCUUGUAUGACGCAACUAUUACCGUUUAUACAAAAUUAUCAUGUCAUUCGCAUCAUUUCUAUCAUGACUCAUGAAUAUAUUAAAGUAUAUUUAGCAGUAUUAAAUAUUCCUUUUUAUUAGUAUCAUGACCUUUAUAUAAUACGUACAAAUCAAUAUAAUUAUUUAUUAUAGUACGCCUUGAAAUCAAAGUUUAUUUCUAUUAAUUUUAUAUUAUUAUUUUACUAUCUUACUUGUACUUUUUUUUCUUAUUCUUAUCGUUCACUUGGUUUAUUUGUUUAAAUCUAUAUUAAAGUACAUAUUAUUAGCAAGCUUAGAAAUCUAUUAUACGCUAGUAUUUAAUAACUAUGUACUGUACCUAAAUUGGUACAGUACAUAGUUUUCUAUUCUCAUUCUAUUCUAUUCUAUUCAGUAUUCUAUUCUCUUUCUUUAUAUACUUUUCAACUAACUCUUAAUUCAUUUUUAUUUUCUUAGUUUACCAUAUUACAUAGUUUAUAGCUUCUACCACUUGCUACUUUACUUCUAUACUUUUUCUUAGCAAUAUUUCUUCUUAACCAAAUUUUUCAUAGAUGUUCCUGUUUCGCCUUGUACACUUUUUGGCAUAUGAUAAGUGAUUGUGUGUGCUUUCUUAUAUUUAUUUAUAUAUAAUUUCUAUUACUUUUCUACUUAUUCUAUAUACAUAGCCAUGCACUUUACUUACUUACUACUUUCUGCUUAUUUUCCUAUAUUUUCAUUAUUGCAUUUGUCACAUUUUCAUUCAUUUAAAAGCAAAACUCAAAAACUAGUCUCGCCAUUUAUUAUCAUGUCUCUAACUAGAUAUUUAGUAGUGCUCUUAUUUUUUUAUUUUCCCUUGUUACUUUGCUUGCUACACUUUUACCUUCUGUUAUUUCUUAACUGUACAAUUUAUAUAAUUUUCUAUGAUCUAAAUACCGAACAAACACACAUUAUUCAUUGCAUUAUCAUCAUCAUUAUACUUUCAUAAAAUGAACAAUAAAUCUAUGUAGUCCUGAAUGAUAUAAUAGCAUUUUUCCGUUUUAAAAAUGUAUAUUAUAUAUCUUAAAUGUAUAUUGACUUGAUGUAUAUUCCCUUUAUGCUGAUACGCCAGAAAGAGAAGCAAGUUCCAAAAAUCUCUAUAUACUCGUAUCUUUAUCUACAUCUCUCAUUUCAUCUACUUUCAUGAUUAAUUUUUCUUCUGUUACUUAUAUUUCCUAUUAUAUGUAUUACUUAUAUUUCAUACUCCUAUUACUCACAUUUUGUAAUUUUAUACUUUUAACAUAUUCACAAAGAAUUUACAAUUCUAAUAUACAUUAUAUUUCUAUUUCUUACUUGCAUCAGUACUCCUACUUUUAAUUCUAUUUAUCAUUAUCUGCUUCUAUCCUACUCUAACUUACUUCUUCUCCCAAUUCUACAUACAUCUAUCUUCUUUAUACACUUUUACAUAUCUUCUUCUUCAUGUAAGUUUGUCAGUUUCGAGGACUUUAUAAUAAACUUCUCUUUUAAAUAUGACAGCGUGUAUCAACAUAUUGAAUCGUGUAUACAUUUACCAAUCUAUCUAACCUUUUCAUUCAUCAUUCAUCAUGUAGACACGUUUACAUUAUCACAACAUUAAUUUUCAUCCUUAAGCAUCUAUAUCGUUAUUUAAAAAUCUUUUCUCUGUUAUUAUUAUCAAAAUAUUUCUAUAAUUCUAUUAUUUAAUUUAUCUUUUAUACUUACUCAGCAUUUUUCAUUUUCUUGCUCUAUUUAUUAAAUACAUUAUAUUUUCUCUCUAUAUUUCUAUUUAUUUAAAUCUAUGAUAAAUAAACUUUCCUCUCUAUAUGCAUCUUCCAUUUUGCUUACUAUCUUUCAGUUAUUACUAUUUUCCCUUUCAUCUUUUUACUCUGUCUAUAUAAUGUAUCUAUUAUUUUUAUUUUAUUAUUUAUUUCUUUAUAAUAUUUAUUUUAUUCCAAUAUUUUGUUUUAAUAGUUUAUUUUUGGUCUUCAUUCUGUUUCUAUAUAAACUAAUCUAUAUUUUUCCUCAAUUCUUGCACUACAAAUUGUAUUUCUUUCUUGGUUGGUUGGAUUUCUAUCUUAGUAAAGUAUUUUCAUUUCUUUUUCCCCUUAUGAAAACUUAAAUUAGCUGUUCUUAUCUCUUUAUAUCCUUAAUUCUACUUUAUUUCUUUUUUCGUAAUCUUUACUAUACUUUAUCUUCAUACUCUAUCUAUAUAUCUUUUUCAUACAAAAUAGAGCAUCAUUAUAUUAUUAAUUUUCAACUUAAUUCUAUUUCUCUGUAUUCUAGUUUAUUUAAUAAUGACAUGAGCAAAAAUUUACAUUUUACGCUAAUUCAGUUAUUUUCAUUUUCUUACUCUAUCUCAUAUUAUAUUUACUUUCUACAUAUCUAUUUAUGUUUUUUUUUUAUUUCCUUUCAUCAAACCUUAACUUUAUCUUCACUAUUUGUAUCUUUCGCAAUUCUUAAAUUAAUUUUUACUCCUUCAUCUUUAUACUUCAUCUAAUUAUCUUAUCUUUAAUUUUAUAAUAACCUAUUAUUAGUAAUUAAAUUUAAUCACAUAUCUUAAUUCUAUUUCCGUAUAAUCAAGUUAUUAUAUUUCAUUAUUCGUUAUAAAAAAAUUUCCCCUUCAAACAAUAUAUCAGCUUUCCUUUCAAUUUGUAAAAUUUAUUUCACUUUAUAUUUUCUAUUAAUUCAUUUUUCCCUCAGCUUCUUCAUUCUCAUUCUUCAAACUAUUUUCUUACGUUUUAUCUUACUCUAUUCACUUUUAUAACUCGUUUCAUAAAUGCAAUAUACGAUAUAUCUGAUCGUGAUAAAUGUAAAUCUCUUUUCUGCAUCUUUCCACUUUCACAUUCUAAUAAUCUAACUCAUUUCAUCGUUCUUUCAACCGUCAUUCUUGCUUCUUCUCUUUCAUUCAUUCCAACUUAUACUGUUCUACUACUCUCAUUAUACUAUACUACAGUAUUACAGAAUUUCUUGGCUAUUUUUCCUUAUCAUUCUACUGAACCUAUUAAUUCAUUAAGCUGAUUUAAAGUAUAAGCAAAGAAAAUAAUUUUUGCCAUUCAAAUCGAUACAAGGUACUCGUACAUACAUUUGACACUUGAAAUUUGGAUACCAUGAGGCUUGAAGCAGGUAACAGCAGCAAAUUUGUAGAAAACAACUUGCCAGAUGUUAAAUGGAAAAUCGAUAUUAUAUCACAAAAAUUAUGUAUACGGAACUGGUUAUUAAACUUUAGACAUUACGAAAGGUGGAAUACGUGGUACGAAUUAUGAACGCUAACCUUGUUGCGCAGAAGUAUAAUUUGAUUCUUACAAAAUAGCGACUUUGCUUAGUUAGUAAUUAUGAUUUAAACCUGGAACGAUACGUAUUUGGCCCACCGAUUUAAUCUUAUAUAAUGCAAUAUAAAUGCUUUUUGUACUGUCCCCUUAAUUCUUUAUUUUUCUGCCUUUUAUUCUUCUGCUUGACUUCUUUCUAUAUCCUUACUAUAAAAUUCAUAUUUUCUUUUAUUUAUAUUUUUUCUACCAACUUUUCUUCUACAGGUCUAUUUUCACUCUAAAUGCAUAUACUAUGCAUAAAAAUUUCCUUUCUUCUACUAAUAAUUUCUUUUCUAUAUUUCUUAAGCUGUAUAGUUAUUUUUUCUGCAAAAUAGUAUUUGUUCUACCUCUAAACUAACUAUAUUUGUUUCUUUUAUUCUUUCUAUUCCUUUUUCCUUCUUGUUCUUAAAUCUCUCAUAUCUUAUCAACAAUAUUCUAUAUCUCUUGUUCUUUAAUCUUUCUAUUUCUGUAGACUUAUUCUAAAAUAUUAUUUUACCUAACUUAAACUUAUUAAAGUCUAUUAAACACUUUCUUAAGCCACUUACAUCUCUCUCUCUCUCUCUCUUUCUCCAAAAUAUAUUUCUUAUUUUUUUCUUAAAGUCAUGUUUCUUUUAUUUUCAUUUUUCUUCUACUCUAUUUCCUACAUUUACUUUCUCGACAUUACUAUAUCUAUAUAAUAUACUAUACUCUUUACAUACUUAUAAUUAUUUUUCUUCUAUGUUUUCAAUGGUCACCUAAUUUAUUUUCUUUAAAUUUUUUCUACUUAAUUCCUUCCUCUAAUUCUUUAUUUACACACUUUAUAAUCUGUCCUACAUCUUGACUAUUUAUUCUAUGCUUUUUUACUUUUAAUUCCUAAAAUCUAUUUUGUAACUACUUUUCAUUUUACAUAAUACUCUUUCUCUCUCUCUCUCUCUCUCUCUCUCUAUGCUUAUUAUUUGUUUGUGAGCUCUCAUUACUGUUUUUCUUUUCAUUACGCUUUAAUAAAUUUUCAAUUUACCUUAUUUUUCACCUCACUAUCAUCUGUUCACUUCUUAUCUAUCACAAAUCAUUAUCAUAUAUCAGCUACGUCUUUAUUUUCUUUCAAAUAUGAAAUGUUACUAAUUAUAUUAUUUCAAUCAUAUGUAUUUAAAUACAACUUAUAAAAAAAAUGUAUUUCUGUGACAUUUAUAUGAAAGACUGUUAACAUAUGUAAUUAAAAAUCCUACUUGGUGCGCUUUAGGGCUAAAUUAUUUGCACAGUAUUGUUGUUAUUGUUAAUUAAAUUGUUAUUAUUUUUUGUUAUGUUUUCUUUUAUUCCUAUCGAUAUACCGUUAUACAGUGAAGACAAUAAAAAACAAUAUACCACAGUUUUUCGUUUUUUUUUUUUUUAUUUCAUACAUUUAACAUAUAUAUUCUCAUACAAUGAUAUUUAAAAUAGAUUUCUUUGGUUUUAAUAACAGCUCAGAAUUACGACAUAAGUAGACAGUUUAUCCAAAAAGCCAACUGAUUAAUUGUUUAUUAAUUUUGUAUAAUUAUACACUCAAUUAUUUAUGUUAUUAAAAUAAAACAGUUGGUUUAUUAGAUUAACUA
This is a messenger RNA of Galleria mellonella (greater wax moth), 6078 nucleotides long. RefSeq lists its product as uncharacterized. The transcript is spliced from 3 exons. Lineage: Eukaryota; Metazoa; Arthropoda; Insecta; Lepidoptera; Pyralidae. The record is from RefSeq and is a predicted model, not a curated record. The coding region runs from base 49 to 540 and encodes 163 amino acids.